This is a messenger RNA of Pangasianodon hypophthalmus (striped catfish), 688 nucleotides long. Its product is annotated as C-X-C motif chemokine 11-6-like. Gene Ontology annotation, biological process: antimicrobial humoral immune response mediated by antimicrobial peptide; inflammatory response; chemokine-mediated signaling pathway. The record is from RefSeq and is a predicted model, not a curated record. Gene Ontology annotation, molecular function: CXCR chemokine receptor binding; chemokine activity. Lineage: Eukaryota; Metazoa; Chordata; Actinopteri; Siluriformes; Pangasiidae. The transcript is spliced from 4 exons. Gene Ontology annotation, cellular component: extracellular region. Bases 153 to 440 code for a protein of 95 amino acids.
UGCAACUAAACGCAGGGAGACGGGGAAACACCAAUCUGAGCAUAUAAAAGAUCAGUGAACACACUCAUUCAUUCACAUCAUCAACAAGCAUCAAGAAGAAAAUCAUUACCAGACUCUUCAGAGCAUCGAGUGUGUUCAAGAGCAAGAGGAAAAUGAAGUCUGCUGCAGUUUUUGUUGUGUUUGCCUGUCUACUUAUUGUUCAUGUACAAGGACAGGCCAGGACCAGCGUAAGGAGGUGUUUGUGCCAGGGAUCUGCAGCUAAUGCAGUUCGUCUACAACGUAUUGACAAGAUUGAAGUUUAUCCUGUUAGUGCAUCUUGUGAAAAUGUGGAAAUCAUUGUCACUCUGAAGAACGGUGCAGGAAAAAAAUGCCUGAAUCCAAAAUCUGAAUUUACUCAGAAAUACAUCAUGGCAGCUUUAGAAAAAAAGAGGUCAGAGUAAAGCGUGCACCGUGUCAUUACUGAACAGAAGUGGAAGAAGAGUGCACAGAGACAGCUUGCUUAAAAUAUUUAAAAUAUUGGUUUCAUUUCAAUAAUGUAAAAAGUGUAUAUAUAAUAAGUCUGAUGUGUAAUUUAUUAGGUACGUCUGUAUAUGACACAAUGUACAUAGUUUUUGAAGAAACCUGCAAGAUUUUUUAAAAAUAUAUUCCUUUUGUAUGUUAACAUACUAAAUUAUAAUAAAGUCAGCAC